AUGUCGGACGAAUACGAAACCUAUCAGUUGGGCGACUGGGACCUUCAGAGUGGACAGAAGAUCGAUAAUGCCCAUAUCGCAUACAAGACUUUUGGUGAUCCCAAGUCUCCAGCUAUUGUCUAUCCAAGUUGGUUUUCGGGAGCCAUCUCGGACAACUUCUGGUUAAUCGGCGAAGACAAGUUCCUCAACCCUAAGGAAUUCUUCAUCAUUGUAACCGCAUUGUUUGGAAAUGGCCAAUCGUCCUCCCCCUCGAACCAGCCUGCUCCGGGUCCAUUCCCAAAGGUAUCGUUCUACGAUAAUGUUCGAGCGCAGCACGAGCUUGUAACCAAGCACUUUGGCAUUACGCAUCUUCGCGCCGUUGUAGGUUGGUCGAUGGGUGGUGCUCAGUCUUUCCAAUGGGCGACUCAGUAUCCAGAGUUUAUGGAUAUUGUCAUUCCAUUCUGUACUUCGGCCAAGACAUCAGUGCAUAACAAGGUCUUUUUGGAAGGCGUGAAGAGUUCGCUUUUUGCGGCAAAGAAGAUUCGUUCUGCUGGGGCUGGUCAACUCGGGAUUAGGGAUGCUCCAGAAGCAUUUGCCUGGACAGAUGAGGAAAAGGACGUUGGGCUGAAGGCUAUGGGUCGUGUUUAUGCCGGAUGGGGUUUGAGUCAGGCUUUCUAUCGGCAUAAGUUGCAUGAAUCUGCUCUCGGAUUCAAGGAUCUUGAGGAUUUCAUGGUCAACUUCUGGGAGAAAUGGGCUUGCUCCAAAGAUCCUGAAAAUCUGCUGGUGAUGCUGCAAACCUGGCAAAACGGAGAUGUCUCGCAGCAGGAGCCGUAUAAUGGCGACUUUGAAAAGGCCAUGGCUGCUAUAAAAGCCAAGACACUUGUUUUGCCGGCCAAGACCGAUCUUUAUUUCCCACCGGAGGAUUCAGAGUAUGAGGUUGCUUGUAUGAAACCUGGUGUUGGGACAUUGGAUGUUUUCCCUUCGAUCUGGGGCCACUGGGCAGGAGGUCCGGGUGACAGCAAGGAUGAUGUUGAAUGGCUUGACAAGAAGAUGUCCGACUUCUUUGCUAACCACGGACCGGAUGGCGUAAGCUCUCUGACCGAUAGGAUCAAGAAUAUGCUAGUCUUGCCGACUCCGAGCGAGCUCGCGGCGAACGACGAUCUGAUUGCGGAGCUCAAGGCUCAGAACAAUUUCGAGCUUCCGGCCGAGACAGAGAAAAGACAGCAAGUACUUCAAUUGCUGCAGCGCGUCGCGGUGGAGUUCGUCCAGGUCGUCAGUCGCAAGAAGGGUCUGUCGAAUGCCGCUGUUGAGGCUUCCGGGGGUAAAAUCUUCACGUAUGGAAGUUACCGUCUGGGUGUUUAUGGCCCAGGAUCCGAUAUCGAUACCCUGGUGGUUGGACCGAAGCAUGUCCUGAUCGAUGAUUUCUUCUCCGAUUUUCCUCCGAUCCUCCAGAGAAUGGCCAGCGAAGGCGCAAUUGAGAAAAUGACACCGGUGCCGGAUGCCUUCGUUCCCAUCAUCAAGCUCGAACUGUGUGGAAUCAGCAUCGAUUUGAUUUUCGCACGUCUCAUUAUCCCUGCGAUUCCGAUGAACCUGGAUCUGAAGAACAAUGAUUAUCUGCGAGGACUGGACGAGAGAGAGGUUCGGUCGCUGAACGGAACUCGUGUCACGGAUGAGAUCUUGGAGCUUGUGCCUCAGCAAAAGACAUUCCGUCUCGCGUUGCGCGCAAUUAAGCUUUGGGCCCAACGACGAGCAAUUUAUUCCAACAUCGUGGGUUUCCCCGGUGGUGUCGCGUGGGCUAUGUUGGUUGCUCGAGUUUGCCAACUCUACCCCCAAGCAAGCGGUUCUGUAAUCGUGGGCAAGUUCUUCCGUAUCAUGAACAAGUGGAGCUGGCCUCAGCCCGUUUUACUGAAGCAGAUUGAGGAUGGUCCGCUCCAGAUGAAAGUCUGGAACCCUAAGAUCUAUCUCGGUGAUCGUUUCCAUUUAAUGCCCAUCAUCACUCCCGCAUACCCCUCCAUGUGUGCCACUCACAACAUCAGUAUGUCCACACAGGCUGUCAUCCUGAGGGAACUCCAGCGAGGAGGAGACAUGGUGGAUAAGAUCUUCAUGAAGCAACUAUCGUGGAAUGACCUGUUCACCCGCCACACUUUCUUCACCAAUGACUACAAAUACUACAUCAGCAUCACUGCCUCUAGCAAGACCAAGGAGGCCGAGUCAGCAUGGUCAGGUCUUGUCGAGUCCAAACUGCGCCAUCUUGUCGGAGCUCUUGACCGCAAACCAAUCAUUGCAGUUGCCCACCCAUUCCCCAAGGGAUUUGAAAGAAUUCAUACCAUUACCAACGAGGAACAGAUGGAGGCUGUUAAGAGUGGAUCUACAAAGUACCAGGCAAAAGGCACUAAAACUGAGAUGACUGAUGAGACAAAGGAUGCCGUUCACCAAGCUGCUAUCCAGAACACCCUCGAGAACGCAGAGGUCCCACAGCUUACCGAAAGCCAGACUAAGCUGGAGCCUGAUGGCCACACCGUCUACACUACCACGUAUUACAUCGGAUUAGAGCUCAAGCCUCUCGAGCCAGGCCAAUCACGAGAGCUGGAUAUAUCUACUGAUGCCAACAUCUUCAAGUCCAACUGCACUUCGUGGACAGGAUUCCAGCCCGAAGUCAUGGAACUCGCUGUCACUCACACCCGCAACUUUGAUUUGCCCGAAGAUGUCUUUGAACCUGGUGAGGUGAAGCCCGUUCGACCAAAGAAGAAGGCUGGCAAGAGAACGGAAGCCGCCGGUCAGAAACGGAACAUCAGCCAGCUGGACGGCUCGUCCGAAGUAAUUGCGAAACGCCAUGCCACCACCCCUAUUUGA
Messenger RNA from Penicillium nucicola, 2832 nucleotides. RefSeq lists its product as uncharacterized. The record is from RefSeq and is a predicted model, not a curated record. Lineage: Eukaryota; Fungi; Ascomycota; Eurotiomycetes; Eurotiales; Aspergillaceae. Gene Ontology annotation, molecular function: RNA binding; poly(A) RNA polymerase activity. Gene Ontology annotation, cellular component: nucleus. Bases 1 to 2832 code for a protein of 943 amino acids. The transcript is spliced from 14 exons.